AUGCUAGCUGAGCUUUCCGUCGCCUUUACUUUAGCUGCUUUUGCUUUGGCUUCGCCGCCAAUUGAUAAGUUAUGUCCAAGUCAAAGUGGCAUACCCGCAAAGCCAAAUCCCACCCUUCCAAGCAAUGGUGGUGCUUCUGAGCUCCCUGAACCGUCUCAGGGAGCGGCUCUCAAGCAUAUCGCGCUUGGCUUUGGUAUUCAAAACUACACCUGCGCCGAUACCGACACCACUCCUACAUCUGUUGGUGCUCUAGCUGUCCUUUACGAUGUCACUCAUCUCUACCCCGGACAAGGCCACUCAUCUCUGACCCAAGCCGAAUGGGCUUCGGUCCCAGGUGAGGUUCUAAACACGCUGAAUGUUCCUCUGAAUCUCAAUGAAAAUGGUAUCGGAGCCUCCCCCAUCAAACCGUUUCCCAAGAAACAGGAUCUCAAGGUUAGGAGCCUUUCAAAGAAGAUCUCCUACCUUGGCCAUCACUACUUCAACUCUGUCGGUGUUCCGACUUUCGACCUUGACAAGGCUUGUCAACUUCUGAUUGCAAAGAAGAUUGACGGCAUCAAAGCUCCUGGUUCUUCCCCGUCUGGACCCGAUGGCACUGGUGCUGUGGACUGGCUCUUCCUUGGUGAUGCUGGCGGCAGCCACGGAAUUUCUUUUGUCUACCGUGUUCUGACAGCCAGCGGUGCUUCUCACGGAUGCAAGACGAAAGGAGUUGAUAGCACUUCCUACGCAGCCAUGUAUUGGUUUUACAAUUAA
Fusarium odoratissimum NRRL 54006 is the source of this 750-nucleotide messenger RNA. RefSeq lists its product as uncharacterized. The record is from RefSeq and is a predicted model, not a curated record. The coding region runs from base 1 to 750 and encodes 249 amino acids. Lineage: Eukaryota; Fungi; Ascomycota; Sordariomycetes; Hypocreales; Nectriaceae. The transcript has 2 exons.